Cutaneotrichosporon oleaginosum is the source of this 393-nucleotide messenger RNA. RefSeq lists its product as uncharacterized. NCBI's taxonomy places the organism in Eukaryota, Fungi, Basidiomycota, Tremellomycetes, Trichosporonales, Trichosporonaceae. The record is from RefSeq and is a predicted model, not a curated record.
CGCGAGCCGCUGGCCAACAGGCUCCUCAUUCACAUCAUGAAGCUCCUCGCGUCCGUCCUCGCUCUUCUCUCCCUUGCAGCGGCUUCACCGCUCCCCAACGCCGACGCCGACGCAGCGCCCAGCCCUCUCACAGGCAACCCCCGCCCCACGACGCCCUUUGACAGCCCGCAGCUUCCCAAGCCCACGAAGGCCUACUGUCGGCCCGUUGUCUGUGUCCGGGCGCCAUGCCUGGACAGCUGCUGCCCGUCCGGUAAGCGCUCCUGCCCAAUGGGUUGGUACUGCACCAAGUCUGGAGGCGGCAGCGAGCGCUGCUGUCCGCCCAACAUGUACUGCCCUCCUGACGGGCCGCCGCGUCCAUGCGACCGCGAGGAGUGCGGCGGCGUGUACAUGUAA